AUGCCAGAGACGCGAUUGGGGUCUUUAGAGGACAUUCAAGCUGGGUUCCAAAGACUGACGACGAAGAGUGGCAGUGAUGAUGAGAAUGCUGGUAGAAAGAUGAAUGGUAAGAUGAGGUUGAGGAGGCUAUUGAAGGGACCAAUCUUGGUAGGAUUAGCGACACAGACAGAAGGCGUGGUAUCAGGAAGUGGAAGUGAUGCUAAUGGUUUAGGGCCGAUGAGGAUUGAGUUGAGUGGUUUUUAG
Messenger RNA from Botrytis porri, 243 nucleotides. RefSeq lists its product as uncharacterized. The transcript has a single exon. NCBI's taxonomy places the organism in Eukaryota, Fungi, Ascomycota, Leotiomycetes, Helotiales, Sclerotiniaceae. The coding region runs from base 1 to 243 and encodes 80 amino acids. The record is from RefSeq and is a predicted model, not a curated record.